Aspergillus steynii IBT 23096 is the source of this 1729-nucleotide messenger RNA. RefSeq names its product Pal1 family protein. Gene Ontology annotation, cellular component: cytoplasm. The record is from RefSeq and is a predicted model, not a curated record. The transcript has 4 exons. Bases 370 to 1614 code for a protein of 414 amino acids. Lineage: Eukaryota; Fungi; Ascomycota; Eurotiomycetes; Eurotiales; Aspergillaceae.
CCCAUGAUGGCUGCUUCGCAACGUCCUCCAGUUCUAUCAUAUCCUUACCCACCCGGCGUGUCGCUGGGCCCGCCAGGUGCGUCACCGUCCCUUAUCACGUCGCUCGAGGCGUUUGCUCAUCUCGUGCGCGUUUCACGUCUGGCGGGGCCUUCUCCCCUUGGUUUGAGCACGAUGCUCUUAUCAUCGUGUAUUUGAGGCCCGUCGCCGCAAUUGCCGGUCAAUUUGGGCUCCAAUAAUCCGUUUCGCAACCGUGCGUUGUCGCCGUCCAGCUCCAUCACAUCGGGAGGUCGUCCAGAGCGACCGACCUCGACCAAUCCUUUCUUGGACGACAUCGAUCCGUCCUCGCCUCAGUCUGCGCCCGUGGGUAGCAUGACCUUUCCGACCGAAAGACAAGACGUCACAGGAAACACUCGCGAUCUCUUUGAAAACCUCUCUUUGGGUUCCGCUCCUCAGCCGACCGGAUAUCGACCCGCCCCGCCCCCUCCGACCAAACCUCAGGUGAACGGUGCCAGUUCUCGCCCUCCUCCGUCUUCGAGGGAACGUCCCGAGCGCCGUCAAAAGGAUCCUUUGGAUAUCUUUGCCGACCCCCCAAGACCUUCAAAGCCUUCCGGCUCCUCCGGCCCCAGACCGCGCGAUCGUGAGAGACGGCCGCGUCGCAACUCGGAAUCUUCCAUAAUGGAUCGCGCACCGAAACUCAUCGACGUCGAUGACGAGAAAAGACGGCGGGAGCGACGACGCCGCGAAAAGGAGAGGAGUGAAAGAAGCGACUCCAAGAAAGACCCCAAAUCGCGCUCGAAGAAGCAGAACUACCAGCUUGAUAUAAUCGACAAGCUGGAUGUCACGAGCAUCUAUGGCACCGGAAUGUUCCAUCACGACGGGCCGUUCGAUGCUUGCAACCCUAACCGCAACCGCAAGGGUCUGCGCACGGCUCCCAUGCAGGCUUUCCCGAAGGACUCCACCAACAUGGCUUUGGGAGGCGCAGGACCUCUGAACCAGAACAUCGAUCUGAACCUUUUCCACGGUCGAACUGAGGAGGGGUACAAUGAUUUCGCUGCGAGUGGUGCCGACCGCAGAACCGAGGGUGUCAGUUUCGACCCCAAAUCACGCAUCGAGCCGGUUCACGGCGCUCAGACCAUGGGCCUGGGAACCAGCACUUUCCUGGACGGAGCUCCUGCCAGUCGGUCCGCGAUGCAACGCCGAGCUAGCGAGAAUGAAAACCAAGGAGGUAUGGGUGGCGGCGGAGGUCUGCAGCGCAAGAAAAGCUUGGCCCAGAGACUGCGCGGAAUGAAUCGAGCUCCCGAGCCUUCAUACACUGCCCCUGCCGCCAACUCGGGAACGAUCCGUGCCAACGAGAAGAAUCCCUUCUUCCAAGACUAUGACGAUGCUUGGGACAAGAAAGGCGCCCGAAUCGAUGAAUCACGUGAAAUCGGCCGCACUCGUUCGUCCAGCAGCCCGAAACAGAGCCCCGGUCUCGAGCGGUGGCACACCAACGAACGGACGAACAGCGGAUUCGAUGAACGCCAGAACCAGAACCAGAACAACGGCGGUGGUUUUCUCAAUCGCAUGAAGAGUUUGAGAAAGCCUCGCCCCGAGAGACGGGUCAGCGAUGAUUGAAUGAUCUGAUUCUUUGUCGCAUUUGUUGUAAUUCACAACGCACUCUUUGUUCUGGACAAUGGGUUACUGGAGAAGAGAAUCAACGGGAGAAAAGCAAAACAACUCUUUACAUGUC